AUGAAGACCAUACAAUCUUUUUCUCUUUUCUUAUGCAUGGUUUCUUUCACGGCUGCUGCCCCCCGAAAACACCACCAAAACCCUUCUGCCACAGCAACCACCGCUGCUGUUGCUACAGUCAGGACUGCUGGUGCUGCUGCCGCCGGAAAUGCCGCUUCAGGCUCCACGACCGUCACGAGAGGCUCCCAGACUCUGGUUUUGUUCGAAGUCAACGGGGUCCCUGGAAACGAGUGUUUGACUUUCCGCAAUAAUGGUGAGAUCGUCGACGCCGCCUGUGUCAAUACCUCAUCAGACCGACAAAUGACCCCCUCCACCGUGGGAAACCAGAACGUCCUCCUUGUUCAGCGUUCCUUCACAGCCGGUUUCCACCCAGACCUCGUAAACGUGCAGGCCUGCGUCGGCUUCAACGGCACAGAUUUCCUGGCCCAGGACUGCGCUACUCCGAAUAUAGAUUUUGUCUCGUUCACUGGCGGUGAACUGAAGAGUGCAAGUGGUGCUUGUCAGAGUGGACACGAUAGUCUGGCGCAGAUUACUGUUGAUCCGACGGGGCAGACUUGUGCGACUUUUACGAGUACUGUGGUUACGCCUGCGACGAGCUAG
Messenger RNA from Talaromyces amestolkiae, 600 nucleotides. RefSeq lists its product as uncharacterized. Lineage: Eukaryota; Fungi; Ascomycota; Eurotiomycetes; Eurotiales; Trichocomaceae. The record is from RefSeq and is a predicted model, not a curated record. Bases 1 to 600 code for a protein of 199 amino acids. The transcript is spliced from 2 exons.